This is a messenger RNA of Trifolium pratense (red clover), 1295 nucleotides long. RefSeq names its product probable cysteine protease RD19B. NCBI's taxonomy places the organism in Eukaryota, Viridiplantae, Streptophyta, Magnoliopsida, Fabales, Fabaceae. The transcript is spliced from 4 exons. Gene Ontology annotation, cellular component: lysosome. Gene Ontology annotation, molecular function: cysteine-type endopeptidase activity. The record is from RefSeq and is a predicted model, not a curated record. Bases 61 to 1179 code for a protein of 372 amino acids.
AGACUUACACACCAAAUACCUUACUAACCAACCACACCAUACUCCUCUCCUCCUAAACUCAUGGAUCACCAAACUUUCAUUCUCUCGUUUCUUUUCUUCUUCAUCUUCUCCGCCUCGGCGUUUAAGCCGACGUUCUCAUCGAUCUCAUCUACGCCCAACGGAGAAGAAGAUCCAUUAAUUCGUCAGGUGGUCGGUGAUGGAGGAGUGCGGUUGGGAGCAGAGCAUCACUUUAAUGAAUUUAAGCAUAGGUUUGGGAAGGUGUAUUCUUCCAAGGAAGAACAUGAUUAUAGGUUUUUCAUAUUUAAGGUUAAUUUGCACCGUGCUAAGAGACAUCAGAGAAUGGAUCCUUCAGCGGUUCAUGGUAUUACCAGAUUCUCUGAUUUGACUGGGAGGGAGUUUCGGGAGACUGUUUUGGGAUUGAGAAGGGUGAAGUUGCCUUCUGAUGCGAAUGCCGCGCCGAUUCUUCCUACCGAUAAUCUUCCUGCUGAUUUUGAUUGGAGAGAACAUGGAGCGGUUACUGGUGUUAAGAAUCAGGGUUCUUGUGGAUCAUGUUGGAGUUUCAGCACAACUGGUGCACUUGAAGGUGCUCACUUCCUAUCUACCGGAAAGCUUGUCAGUCUUAGUGAGCAACAGCUUGUUGAUUGUGACCAUGAGUGUGAUCCAGAGGAGAAGGGUUCUUGCGAUGCCGGUUGCAAUGGUGGAUUGAUGAAUAGUGCUUUUGAGUAUAUUUUAAAAUCUGGUGGGGUUAUGCGAGAGGAAGACUAUCCUUAUUCCGGCACUGAUCGUGGCGCAUGCAAAUUUGAUAAGAAAAAGAUUGCAGCAUCAGUUGCAAAUUUCAGUGUUGUUUCACUUGAUGAAGACCAGAUUGCUGCCAAUCUUGUCAAAAAUGGACCUCUUGCUGUUGCCAUAAAUGCAGUAUAUAUGCAGACAUAUGUGGGUGGAGUAUCAUGUCCAUACAUAUGUUCAAGAAAGCUGGAUCAUGGAGUCUUGUUGGUGGGGUAUGGUUCCGGAGCUUAUUCACCGAUUAGGAUGAAGGAGAAGCCGUACUGGAUUAUCAAAAACUCAUGGGGUGAGAACUGGGGAGAAAAUGGCUAUUACAAGAUCUGCAGAGGAAGAAACGUUUGUGGAGUGGACUCCAUGGUGUCUACCGUCGCCGCUGUUCACACUACUGCUCAGUAGUGUGAUCUUUUUUUCCAAUGACAUUUGUUUCUCUUAUAUCUUAAACAAACAUAUGUAAUAUAUAUUUAACUUGUUUAAUUUUGAAUUUAAUAUGAAAUUAAUAAUUUUAUUUUUAA